Paramacrobiotus metropolitanus is the source of this 2159-nucleotide messenger RNA. Its product is annotated as atlastin-1-like. The record is from RefSeq and is a predicted model, not a curated record. Lineage: Eukaryota; Metazoa; Tardigrada; Eutardigrada; Parachela; Macrobiotidae. Bases 237 to 1763 code for a protein of 508 amino acids. The transcript is spliced from 10 exons. Gene Ontology annotation, molecular function: GTPase activity; GTP binding.
GCUAGUCGUGUGGAUGCGUCAAUAAAGUAAACAGGUGCAUCAAGUGCAACGAUAAUUAGGCAGUCCCUUUGGUGAUAUCAGAAAACUGACUUUUCUUUCGAACAAAUUUUCUUAUAACGACAGAAUUUUACUCCGGCCGUCAGCUUACAAUUCUGGGAUAAAUUGACUUGCAGUUUGGAAACUCCUGUCUUUCUCUGCAACGAGUAGAGUUUUCGCGUUGUUCCCCAGUGCAAGCAAUGGAAGAAUCGAAGUUCUUAAUACAGCUGGCGAAACGCAGUCCGAGUGACCAGCUAGAAAUUCACGACAUGAAAAAGUUCGCUCAUCGUCUUCGGCAAGACGACAUCCGGGAUCACUUUAUCUGCACCGUCGGGAUCGUUGGUAAACUUCGGGAAGGCAAAUCAACCAUGCUAAAUAUUAUGCAUCGAUAUCUGGAACAGGUGGCGAACGAUAACUGGGGUCCGGAAGCCAUGGCGUACUUGUACGAAACUGCUAUCGACCAUGCGCCAUUCAUCACAUCCAAAUCUUCGAGCGGCUGCACGCAAGGAAUAUGGAUCACCAAGGAUCCGUACGUUUUGUCUCAUAUCUCUGUUGGACCAUGUGCUGUCUUUUUGCUUGAUACACAAGGUCUUCUGGACAACGACAGCCGUCCUGAACUGGAUUCAUCCCUGUUUUUGCUGACCAGUAUGAUUAGUUUAUUCACGAUCUUUAACGUACAUCGCGGGAUUGGAAAGGAUCACGUGCGUUUGUUAGCCGAAUUCUCUCAUAUAGCGACUAAAAUUCACACCACCGUAUAUGACGGAACUAGUUCGGUUUUCCAGCACCUGGUUGUUUUGACUCGAGACACGCUUAUUGGCGUCAAUGAAUAUCAAUAUGGUUGGGCUGACGGUGACAAGUAUUUGAAUAACAAAAUCCGUACUCCGCAUAACCUCGAGUUAUUGCGGGCCAUCGAGAAAGUUUUCAUAAAAUUAGCAUGCUUUUUGGCACCGAAAAUUGCAAAUGAUCCGGACGACGAAGCAUUCCGUUUGUCUGCAGACUUCGUUUUGCCGGAAUUUCGGGAUAAUAUCAAUACCUUCUUGGAAUAUCUAUUCGGCCCACUGCUACAGCCGUUUCAGCGAAAAUCAAUACCUAUGACAUGCCAAAUGUUUGCUGACUUUAUCGAACACCUUGCUGAAAUAUUCGACAACGGGAGCAUUCCAACCGCAGAAAGUAUGCUAGAGCUGAUGAUAAGGUGUGAACUUCAAGAUGCCGUUUCUACGGCUUUCGGCAGAUACCACGAAAAUAUCUCGGCAAUUAUCGUGGAGGCCAUCGAUGAAGAUCACCUAAUCGAAUGUCAUAAAUACCACAAAGAAGAGUGCAAGGCCGAAAUCCAGAGAACCGUACCGAUCCUGCAACAAGAUCCAAUCCGCUCUGCCCCAUACCUGGAAAAGUUAGACACUGAUAUCGAUCGAUUGUUUGCCUUAGUUCGUGACCGAAACCAUACAAGUUUAUUGGAAUGGAAAAAACAUGAAGCACAACGUCUACGCCUCUGCACCCAGCUGGAUAAUCUAGCUUUACUAAAGGACGUCGCCGAUCAAAAGAUCCAACAGCUGCAGACGCAAAUGGACAACCUCGCGUUGAGCGGGGAAAGAGAAAGAAUGUCUUUGGAAGAUUACAUGACUGCUUUGCAAAUUCAGCGCGACGAAAAGGAUGCUGAAAGCCGGGCUCGGUUGCAGGAUGCCAUACAGGCGGUCGAAAAGUUAAAAAAUGAUUUAGCUAAAGAGUAGGUUUUUCAAGAAAGGAGAGAGUUGGCGCAGAUAGUGUCCAGCUCUCUGCCUUCCCUUGUGUCCCUACUGCUAACGCUGCUGAAUGCUUAGCCAAUUUGUACGAUUUUGUUCCGUUAGCUUUUGAAACUUUUGAUGUCACUGGCCCCGCAUGUUUGAAGAUUUUAGGCGAAAUGGGCAAGCGGUUAAAGGAUGCUACUGGAGAACGACGCUCUUACGAGUUUUUGCUACAGCGUCUUAGCAUUGAAAUAGAGCGGGGAAAUGCGCUGUCGAUAACGUCGACCGUUCCAUCGGCUUAACGGUCUUAAUGGCUGUUUAUUUUGUUUUUUUUUUAAUGUUUUUAACUGUGAUAUGUUUAUAAUUCUGACUGCUAACUAAACCAAUAAAAGAAACAUAUAA